GUGCCUGCCCGUUGACAAAUGACUGACAUAAGUCUCUCUGUCUGUCUGUCUGUCUGUCUGUCGGCAUCAUGUCCGUCACAUCACCACGCCCAUCAAGGCACCCAUGCCAUGCCUGUCCGUGUCUCUCUGUUCCCGUUUCUCUCGCGCCACUUCACCUUCUCACACGCCACGCACCUGUCAAGCUCAUCGAUCGAGCACCGGACAAGGCCAUGCCAUGCCGUACAUGUGUGGAGCGAAGGCACACGAGAGGAAGGGAAGCGCCGACACACAGGCACAAUGAAUGGCCUCUCUACUGUCUCCGUCUCGCCAUUUCCGCUGAGCGUCUCGCGGCCGACGGCAGCUUUGCACUCUUCUAGUUAGUGGGAGAGUCAAAAGCGCUGUCUGCAGCGAGAGAGACAGCAAAAACGGCAACGGACAGAGUCAAAGGGACGAACCGAACGUCAUGUCAGCACACAUUGCAUCGCGUCUCUCGCCAUAUUUCUGACGUACACACACGUAUGCACGCACACCCACGGACACGCACUCACACACACGCCGAUACAUAGACCCUCAUACAUAUUGAAUGGAACAAAAGUGACUCCAUACAUAUACAGCCCGCUGGCUGCCUGUACACGAGACAAAUCACGAACAUCACCUACCUAGCCAUCCUACCCACUAUUCAGCCCCCCCCCCCCUCCAUUUAGGCACUCCCAUGCAUCUCUGCUAUGCCAUGCAGCUAUAUACACGUGUGUGUAACAAAGGUACGGGUCCGUCUCUUGUUUAUUGUAUGACACAGCACUUGUUCUGCUUGUCGGGACCGGGGGCCUGUGCGGGGGGCGGUGGGGCGGUGGCUAGGCCGGCCUGCCCACCCGGCAUGUGAGUCACCAUCACCACAGAACCCGCACCACCUCCACCCAGCUGCACACACCACGUCGUCACGUCACUCAGUGCAUGAACAGGCCGACUGCUCUGCAUGGGCACGUGGCACGUACCUGUGUUGGCAUGGCGACGAUGCCUGGGUUCUGUUGGUGGAGUUCCAUGGUGUGGCCGCGCUGGUAGAGGUUGCGCGUCUCGACGCUCAGCAGCCGCUGCAUCUCGGGGAGACAGUCCUUGUACAAACGACCUGGCCGAUGGGAAAAUAAGAAGGGUCGAACUGCCGUGUCAUGACGAGUGGACUGGCGUACAUACCGUUAGCAGGCACGCCGAGGGCAUGAAAUCCCCAUCGAUUGGUCUUGUCGCGCUGCAGACGGGCGAUGAUCAGACCGCUCGACAUGCCCGCGUCACUCAGCUACAGACAGACACACACGCACAACCACACGCAUAGAUUGAUGUGCAGUGCAAGGACGUGUGUCUUGUCUAGGGGAAGGCAAAAUGUGUGUGUGCAUGUACCCACCUGGUAUCUGCAGUACUCGUCUCCCGUGUUGGGGUCGACAACACGCGCAUACGGGUUGGCCACUUGCUGCAUCGCAUCAACGCCCGCCGACAGACGUGCACAUACAAGAGGCGAUGGUAUAUAUGGCGUGGUGGUUGCUCGCUUCGCUACCCACCCUGAAUGUUCUGUUGGGCGAAUAUAUGUUGAUGCAGAAGUACAGGCAGGCCACCUCUGGCCCCACACGAUCCAGAUAACACGUUAUCUACACACACCACACGCCAUUGUGAGACCUUUCUGUCUGCGAGCCGAUGUAUGUUAUGUGUGCAUGGCAUCGAUACCUGCUCGUCGUCUCCCUCUCCCUCGCCCGUCAGGUUGUCGCCGCUAUGAAUGAUGCCGUGUCUCUUGGAUUCCAGGUUGCCGAAGAAGACGCUCUCGAUCAUCUGCCCAUUCUUGUCCAGGAGGACGCAUGACGCAUCCAGGUCGACCUCACCCAUCGUCGUGUCCCACCCCAGGGCACUGAGUGCACACGCCAGACAGACAGACAGACAGACACACGGGUGUAUAUGUUUCGAAGCGUCCAGGCAGUGUCUGUGUGUGAGUGGUGCUGCACCAGAUGACCGCAGACUGACUGGACGCGAAGUCAAAUACAUUGCCUGUUUGACACACGAGCACAAGAAGAAUCGAUCAGCUAGCUGAGGAAGGACACGACACAGUUCUUCCUUCCGUGCGGCUCGGCUGUGCUGCUGACUGCCUGACUGACCCUUUCUCAUGCUGAAGGCGAGUUUCUGUCGCUUGGGUGCUGUGGGGAUGAAGAUGCGGAUGGUUUCCUGGAUGGGGUUGAGUAUGUCCAUGAAGUGGGCGCCCUGCAAGACUUGGUCGAUGGUCCUGACCUUCCACUGCCCUGCCGCGUUGUGUCGGUGCAUCACGCACAGGAUGUCCGCCGUGUGGUUGCCCUUGUCGCUCAACUUGUACUGGACCAACCAAGAAAGGACGACGCGAUAUGAAUGCAUCGACCAUGCUCACCCUCCGGCGACCCUCCCUCACCUGUGCUAGUGUUGGCUUGGUCCCGGUGGCGGAAUACGUCGCCUCGUCAACGACGCGGAACAUGCCCUGCAGCACGUUCGCAAAGGUGCCUGCGACAACACACACACACACACACACACACACACCGAAAUAGAUGCACCCACACGGCCUGUGUGUUUGAUUGAUCUGACCGUCUGUCUGACCACUGACUGACCUCCGGAGAAGCAGCAUACGACGAAUACGAGCAGCGAGACGUCCUGCCCGAGUCUGUCGAGGUGAACGGUGAUCUUCUCGUCCACAUCGGGGUCCUUGCCGUCGAGCGAGUCACCGCUGUGCACACAGCGAUACGCAAUGGUUUCAGUUGGUUUUCAGGACAUCACCACGAAGGUUACCUGUGUGUGAUGGCGCGACCCAACGCCUUCAUGUUGUUGUAGUAGCACGCAUCACAUAUGUGACCGGCCGAGUUCACCACCUGCACACCCCCACACACACCCCGAUGCAUCCAUCCAUCCCCCCAUCCACCCUGCAGGCCAGGCAGAGAGACUCCUGUCCUGUCGGUGUCGUGUUGUGUUGUGCUCACCACGCACUGGAUGUCCAUGUCCACCUGCACGGCAUGGACACCAACAACAAACAGGAUUGGGAUGCCAACACGGGUGAGUGGGGGUGUCUAUGCCACACGACACGUACCUCCUUGACGCCAGCCAGGAACUCCCAUGAGAGACAGAAGGCGAGGCGCUUGACCUCCGUGGCGACGGGGAAGUCCUCACUGCGUGUGAGCCGUCUGCCAUGCAACGCCAUCUCAUCGCUGGAGUAUGCCGGAGGCGAUGCCAUCUGAUCUGGGGGAUGACCACUCGCAACACUCGCACCCGACGUUGCCGAGAAGAAGGACGUCAGUUUCUGUCCGCUCAGCGGGGUUGCUGGUGUUCUGUGUCCUUUGUUGGUAGCGUGUUGUUGUCUUUGCUGAUGCUGUUGUUGUACAUGUGCUGUUU
This is a messenger RNA of Vitrella brassicaformis, 3363 nucleotides long. NCBI's taxonomy places the organism in Eukaryota, Vitrellaceae. The record is from the annotation of a GenBank genome assembly.